Messenger RNA from Suillus fuscotomentosus, 2748 nucleotides. RefSeq lists its product as uncharacterized. NCBI's taxonomy places the organism in Eukaryota, Fungi, Basidiomycota, Agaricomycetes, Boletales, Suillaceae. The record is from RefSeq and is a predicted model, not a curated record. Bases 1 to 2748 code for a protein of 915 amino acids. The transcript has 12 exons.
AUGUAUAUUAUUCAAUCACCUGUGGAAUUGUCUUAUUUAGCAUACUAUAGCCCCAAGGAGGGCGGGCAAGAGCACAAUGGCAUUUCGACAAUUCAAUCAGGCUGUCGGACCACAACUGGCCAGUGUUUGCACCGGCCGUUGAUGUCCACAAUCCACACUACCAACUAUCAAACAUACUAUGUGAGGUUUCAAGUUCAUUUUAGUAACUCUCAAGUUUACAUAUACCCACAUAGAGAAAGAAUCUUGGAUAUGUCCAAACGUGCCCGAUCCAAUAAUGACGAACCUGCCUCGAAGCGGCUCAGGAUUGAAGAAGGCAAUCAGACAUCACCGGCACUAUGCGAUAAACAAGCAUGGGGAAUUCUCCAACAGUUCCUCACCACCGAUAUGACGAUGCCUGAAAUGGAUAAUACUCUGCCGAUGAUUGGGUGGAACCCCGACGUGCCUUGUUCUCCUGGCGAAGGAGAUGACAGCGAAUCCUUGGUCAACCUCAACCGACUCAUGGCCAGACACGUACCCCCUGCCCCUCCCUCUCCUGCAUCGAAGACGGUCAACCGCUUGUCAAACUCACGCAGAAAGCGAUCACAUGGACUACGUAAAUCUACCCACAAUCCAUACAUCAUCAUGGAGGCUGAAGAUGAUGAUGAAGAUGGGAGUGAUGAGGAGGAGGCCUGGCGCUCCGAGUCGGAGCAGUUGCAGAAGGCUAUACGCAUGUCAGGACCAUCGGCAAAAGAGAAGUUGGCCAAAAAAAUUGACGACUUAGCCAAUAGGUUCAAAGAGAAUUCGGGCAACUCAUCUCAAUGUCGUCAUGGGCUCACUUCCAGAGCGGCCUUGAUCCCUUUAUCCUCACUUGAAGUUUCGGCACCUUCAAGCAGGAUGUAUUUACUUCACAUUCAAAGAACUGCCGUUGAAUAUAUCGCUGAACACCUUAGGAACCAAAAGUUCUCUGUUACUGUAUCGCCUUGGGUAGCAGGCCAAAUUUACGUAGUCGCAGAUAGCCCCAAAAGCAUCUGUGACUCACUUCCUGCCUCACACGGUCUCGCCGUGAAGCAAUGUCUUCGCAUCACGGAUGCAGAACGUGAAGCCGUCGUUGGACAAAGCUACUACAUGGGUCUCCUACUACAAGAUUUCCACCGCGAUAACCUCGAACUUCUUGCCUCCCCUCAUAUUGACGACAUCCGACUCCAUCUUGAAUCCGGAUGGGACAAACCAUUCCUGAAGAAAACUGUCGCAUCGUUUUCUAUGCAAUUUUUGCGCAUGGGCGAUUGGGCGAGGGUCGUUGAAGGUGCUCUUCGUGGGGAGUCAGGUCAGGUCAUAUCGACGGAUCAUACAGUUGGUUCCGCGAGCUUGGAGUUCGCGUUCGAUGGACGUCCAGAACAAAUAGAGGUUCGUGUUGAAGAAAUAGAGCGCGUAUUCCGGGUCGGCGAUACCGUCAAAGUUGUAGCUGGUCCAUACUUGGGAAUAGAAGGACACAUUAUUCAAAUGCGGCAAGAUGUAUUUGACAUUUGUCAAGAUAUCACCAACAAACAGGUGGAGGUUUCCAAGUACUACUUGGAUCGGCGUCCCUUGAAUCACACCAUGCACUCACAAAUACCCAUGCAACAAUAUCUCGAGCCUCCCCCCGAGUCCGACUCUAUCGAAAUUGGAGAUUAUAUAGAAGUGCUGGAUGGCAGGCACAUGGGGAAACGCGGCGUCGUGGACUGGUAUGCCAAGAGAUCGACCUAUCUGUGGUUCCGGGAUGUCCUCACUCAGGACGGCAGAGAGACCAGCUCUGGACUCUCCAGUAUCUCAGUUCCUGUGGCAAUGGUUCGGCGGACGAGCCUCACCCACACCAUCCAGUAUACGAAGGACAAGGGGUAUGAUGUCAGGCCUGGAGAUGUCGUGACUGUUGCCCGCGGACCGGAGUACCAGGCGAAAGGGGUCGUGCACAGCGUUGAUAUUCCAAAUGCUCAUUUGACCAUAUUAUGCGAUAGUGACCGAUCGCUCCAGCGCACCGGACUCAAACUGCACAAAGUUGCCACCAAGUAUGGAAUGAGACUGAAUGGCGCGAUGCUCGAAGGUCCGGAGUUAACCGCAUUCUGUGAAAUGAGGAAACGAUCAUACUUGGCGCCUCCACCUCGCUCCACCACCCCACCCGUCGAAAAAGAAAAAAUUGCUUCCAGUCCAGUGGUUUAUCUCACAGGUCCCAGCUCAUCGCCAUCCAACGCAUGGUCCACCUGGUCCGAAAGUUUAGAUGUUGAUAAGGCAUAUAACCCUACGUCAACCGCCAAUCCCACCUCUCUGUCAACACACGAUCCCUGGGCUGUCGAUACCCAGAACGCCGAAGCGGAGAAUUUGCCGGACAACAGCCCAAUACCUUGGUUGAUGUCAAAAGACUUUUCAUUGACACUUUCAACGUAUCACGUGUUGUUGAAGGUGUCGCCUAACUUCCUCCACGCUUGUCCCGACUCAUUUUGUGGUGAGAACGGACAGGCACCUGAGGGUCACGUGGCCGCAUUCUGUACAUCCAACGGCGCAGGUGCUGCUAUUGAACACCAUCAUAUCCCCGCCAGUGAUCUGAGCCCAGCUCCUCCAUGCAAGAAAAACCAACAGUGCCUCGUUCUGGACGGGGCUCACCGCGGGGCUCUUGGAACUGUUGUAAAUUGUUGGACCAAGAAAAAGACUGUUGACCUUAGACUUAGCGAAACUGUCACUGUAAAUCUGGGUUUCGAUCAGCUAUGUCUGGUAGAACCUGCAAAACAUAUGAAGUGA